UAUGACUCACUGCACGUUUCCUAUAGCUGUUAGGCUGCUUUACUUGCUGUGCAAACAAACAAUUAAAUAAAAUAUUAUCUGUCCAGUGUCCACCUCAAAAAUAAGAGUUAGUACAAUACGUUCUUUUUACAACGAUAAGAUUCUUUUAAGGUUUGUAUUUGACGUCAGUAAAUUACACGACUUUCAUAAAAUCAUAAAUAUGACUACAGUCACUUUUGGCAAUAUAGCAUACGUUGUACAGUUUGACGUAAUGAAUACAAUCAAAUGCGCUUGUUCCUUAUUGAAGUUAUGCUUAUUGUCCCCGUCACAGGCGUUUGACAGCUUCCCCAAACAUCCUGACACAUUGUAACACUAUUUGGUUUAUGUAAUACUUUCCCUGUCGCACUUGUCUCUUUCAAACCUACAUGAACAUGCUGAUCAGGAAAAAGGUAAUCGAAAGGUUUCCCAGCAACAUUAAGUGGAAGGAACUGUAUGUACAUAAUAAAAAACCUUUUUUGUGGCGCACUAAUUAAUAGCCUAUAUUCACCAGUGCGGGGAAUUCACAGGAAGUAGCCACUCUGUCCACUUCACCAUACUAUAUCCUUAUAGCCUAAUUAUUGGAAGAUUUAUAUAUGUCAUACGAAUUUCCGAUGCAAUCACAACAGUCAGCGAAUAUGAAGCAUGCACGCUUUUUCAUGAGAUCCGUUUGACCUGAUAAACUCAGGUGCAGAGGUUGGGGGAUUACGCCAAAGGUAAAGAGACGAUACCACAGUGACGUAGUGGUAAUAACUGGGACAAAGAAGGAGAAUAUAAAAGCUCUAGAGUCACAACAUGCACUCCAAAUCUCGUCUGCGAGGAACAUCAGUCUACAUAAGAGGACAUAUCAUUAAAUCCACCCGUCUGCCUGCAAUAUGAAGUUCCUAACUCUGCUUGCUGUGAUGUGCUGGUGCUUUCUGUGCGGCCAGGCGAUGCACCUCAGGCGCCAGCGCCCCAAGCCAUUGGACAGCCCCGUCACCUGGAACAACCUCUAUGUGAUGACUGAACAUGCUCAGAAGGAAGACAAACACCACGAAACACGACUGUUUCCAGUGUUCUCCGAGGUCAUGCUAAAAGAAGAGGGCACUUGUUGCAUCAACACCAUGAUUUUGGAUUACUAUCUAAAGCACAUCUUGCAUGCAGAUGAUCAUGUUGAUAAAUACCCACAAAUUCGUCUUGUGAGGUCUGAUCUGCACAGGGUCGCAGAAGAUUUGAAACCGCAAUGUAGCAACAGUGCAGAUCAUGCGCAGGUCAAGAAGUACAAGGACAGAUAUAGUGCCUUUGAACGUAAAAGUUUGUCACUUGACGCUCGUAACAAAGCAAUCGGAGAGACGAUUAUUCUCUUCCACUACCUUUUUGAAUCCUGCUCUGCAAGAAUGUGACUCUGAAACUCUCCCCAGCAGUAUUGAUUUUUUUUUUUCAAUCUUCAAAGGAUUAUUUAUUAUGGACUUAUUUAUUUUAGAUAUUUAUUGUAUGUUAUAUGAAGUUUUACAAAUGGCAUGGGAACUGUGCUUUCAUGCUAUGUGUUGAAGGUCACACUUUUGACUGCUGUUGUGACUGCCUUGGGCAGACCACUGCAAAGUAAAUGCAUUGUAAAAGCAUUUUUAACUCAAGGUUUCAAAAAAGAAAGAAAGAAAAUGUAUUAUCUAGUUAUUAAUUUAAUUGAUUUUUUGCUAUAAAUUAAUUUAUUUUUCCGCAUACAACAGAAGAGAUGUUUGUUUUUGUUUUUUAAUAAAAUUAUA
This is a messenger RNA of Megalobrama amblycephala (Wuchang bream), 1757 nucleotides long. It is a transcript of the gene il22, whose product is annotated as interleukin 22. Gene Ontology annotation, cellular component: extracellular region. The record is from RefSeq and is a predicted model, not a curated record. The transcript has 5 exons. The coding region runs from base 891 to 1397 and encodes 168 amino acids. Lineage: Eukaryota; Metazoa; Chordata; Actinopteri; Cypriniformes; Xenocyprididae.